Exserohilum turcica Et28A is the source of this 1014-nucleotide messenger RNA. RefSeq lists its product as uncharacterized. Gene Ontology annotation, cellular component: nucleus. The coding region runs from base 1 to 1014 and encodes 337 amino acids. Gene Ontology annotation, biological process: interstrand cross-link repair; protein ubiquitination. The transcript has a single exon. The record is from RefSeq and is a predicted model, not a curated record. Lineage: Eukaryota; Fungi; Ascomycota; Dothideomycetes; Pleosporales; Pleosporaceae. Gene Ontology annotation, molecular function: ubiquitin protein ligase activity.
AUGGAGAACUUCUUCGAAGCACACCUCCAUCCAGCCGAUACGUGCAACAUUUGCACUGAGCACUUUAGCGCAACUCAUAAGCCUGUUGCGCUCCCAUGCCAACACAUAUUCGGCCACAAAUGCAUCAGAAAAUGGUUUAUCGCUGGUCGAGGAAACACAAACGCCUGCCCCAUCUGCCGCUACGUCUUGGUACCAAAGAAGAGCCCUCGCAAAGCUUUCAACAUACCUUCGGUAUGGCAGGCGCUCUGUGACCAGCCACCCGACCGCCUGGAGGUGCUCAUGGGCAAAAUCUGGUCCAGACUGCAAGAUCUUUGGCAGCAACAUCCCAAAGAAUUCUUUAACGUCACUUCAAUUCUCGAUCAAGCCAUCAUUCCCGCGCUCAUCUACACCACCCGCUGCACUCGACCUUCCAACAACCGAGAAAAUGACCCCGUCCUGGACUGCUACAACCUUGUUGCCGCAUCUUGGGACUCGUUGGGACGGCCGAAUCUAGCAACUGGGCUUGCAGUCCCGCUGGUGCGCCUGGCACGUUUGAUGGCCAGCGCAGGCGCCAUCCUGCCAAAAUGGCUAACAACAAACUCACGUACAAACCGACUGAUUUGGCGCGCAAACGCUUGCUUACCCAUAACGGUCGAACACAUUUCCUGGGAAUACAUCAUUGAUGGUGCCAAACUCACGGCUCCACGCUACUUUCCAUUACUACACCUCUACACUGUCUUUAUCAGCCAAAGCAUCGCCCACUUCCCAGCGCCACAGCCUUAUCCGUCCAAGAGACAUGACGUCAUGAAUUUGGUGGUGGAGCGGUGCUGUGUCAAAAUCGGCGGAGGGGGUUGUGCUUGGCGAGGCAAACCCAGCAAUGCGUUCAAGGAUACAUUGGUGGUCAUCUAUGAGGAGCUACGGAGAUACCAACUGGAGAAGGGCAAGAUGAGCCUGCGAGGUCACGAUGACGAGGACUUUGUCGUCAGGGGCAUAUGGGCGCUUGCCUCCUGGAGUACCGGCAAAGUAAAAACAUGA